This is a messenger RNA of Biomphalaria glabrata, 4573 nucleotides long. RefSeq names its product GPI mannosyltransferase 3-like. Bases 117 to 2219 code for a protein of 700 amino acids. The transcript is spliced from 10 exons. Gene Ontology annotation, cellular component: endoplasmic reticulum membrane. Gene Ontology annotation, molecular function: alpha-1,2-mannosyltransferase activity. The record is from RefSeq and is a predicted model, not a curated record. NCBI's taxonomy places the organism in Eukaryota, Metazoa, Mollusca, Gastropoda, Planorbidae. Gene Ontology annotation, biological process: GPI anchor biosynthetic process.
AAUUUCUCACAUUAUUCUACAUUAAAUGAUUAAUAGACUUAAUCUUUCUCAUUAAUUUUACCAAAUUAGCUUAUCUUUUAUGCGAUCUAGAUCUAUCUGCAUUAAAUAGAGUUCCCAUGGCUAAAGAUAAGAAAAACUCUUCUACAAUUAGGCGCAAAAAGGGUAAACAAGUUGCAGUAGCUCUGCAAAAAUUACGAGGUGAAACUUCAAAUCGAACACACUACUUGGGAAGUGAUGAUCAGAUUGCAGCUACUGAUAUGGAAGAGAAAUGUUAUCUCUUUGAUGAAAGGGUAUUGGGAGCAUCUGUUCUCAGACGACUGAUGUUGGAUAAUCACUGUCUUUUCUUGACUUUGCUAGCAGUGAGAUUUGCUAAUGCUUUGCUUUUGCAAACUCAGUAUGUUCCAGAUGAGUACUGGCAAUCUCUAGAAGUGGCCCAUAAGAUGGUAUUUGGGUACGGCUAUUUGACAUGGGAGUGGAGAGAAGGACUUCGUGGCUACAGUUACCCUCUUUUGUUUGCAUUCUUUUUUAAAGUCUUAAGCAUCUUUGGAUUGGAUUCUAGAAUGAUGCUGGUAAAAAUUCCAAGACUUAUUCAAGGUGUAAUAGCUGCCUAUGGUGACUUGCAGCUUUAUAAAUUAUCAGCCAAAUUAGGAGGACGAUCUACUGCUCAAUGGACACUUAUUUGUCAAUUACUGUCUUGGUUUACAAUAUAUUGCUGUACAAGGACAUUGAGCAACUCAACAGAGACAUCCUUGGUCAUUGCUGCCUUGAGCUACUUUCCAUUGCCAGACUACCCAUCAAAACCAGGUGAUCUUCAUAAGUUUCUGUUACUUGCUGCAUUAUCUGUCAUUGUUCGUCCAACAGCAGCUCUAAUUUGGAUGCUUCUGUGUUCUUGGCACCUGCAACGACUGCACGGCUCCCCCAUGUUUGCGAGAGUCCUGGGUAUAUAUAUUUCUGUGGGUGUCUCUACAUUUGCUGCUUCUUGUGUGAUUGACCGUAUUUGGUAUGAGCGGUGGACUUGUGUUCAACUUAACUUCUUGCUAUUUAAUGUCAUCAAAGGUGGUGCUAACAUAUAUGGUGUGCAUCCAUGGCACUGGUACAUUUCACAAGGAUUUCCUGUCAUUCUUGGAACAUUCAUUUUCCCCUUUGUCAUCGGAGCUUAUCAAAGCAAGAAUAAAACUUUACUUUGGAUCAUUGUGUGGAUUCUUGCUACUCACAGUUUUUUGCCUCACAAGGAGUUUCGUUUUGUUCUGCCUGCGUUACCGUUAGCCAUGCACUACUGUGGUGUUUACUUUCAAAUGUUGUGUGCUCCACCAUCUUUGAAAAAAAUUAAACAUUCCAUGAAUGAAGUGAAAUUUAUACUACCAGAAAGUAGCGUAGGUACUAUUCCGAAUGAAAAUUUGAAUGAAACAGAAUUAGAACAUGAUAAUGGAUCUCAAAGUUCUGACACCAAUGGGUCAGCUCAAACUUUUGUUAAGUCAGAUGAGAUGAGACAAUCUGAUGAGAAGGAAAAGACUUCUCACACAAAAGUAAAUCCAAAUUCAAAACUGAUCACUGAAGAAGACAAAGAAGAUUUGAAAGAUGAUAAAAGUUGUGACAAAAGUGAUUUGCUAUUAGAAAAGAAAGACUUGAAAGUGACUGGCUCAAUAAAGUCUGUCCCAAUUAUCAAGUCAACUAAAGUCAGCUCUGCUGAAGAACAUAAGUUACAGGAAGCACAACGUGAUAGGUUGCACACACAAAAUCUGUCCAAAGCCAAGAUCCUGAUUUUCGUUUUGGCCUUGACCAAUCUUCUCCCUGCUCUGUAUUUCUGCCUCCUUCAUCAGAGAGCUACUGUGAUGGUGACCAAAUAUCUACAGGAGACUAGCUUGACCACACUGGACAUGAAUGUGUUGUUUCUGAUGCCAUGUCACUCCACACCGUACUACAGCUACAUUCACCAAAACAUUACUAUGAGAUUUCUAACAUGCGAACCCAAUUUAUUGGGAAUCGCCAAUUACACUGAAGAAAGUGAUUUAUUUUAUCAGGAUCCUAAAGGAUGGUUAAAGAAGGAAUACUCAAACUCGCGCAGGAAAUGGCCAACACACAUCGUCUACUUUGAUGUCCUGCACUGGGACAUUAACAGCGUCCUCAUACAGGGUGGAUACAAGCUGUGUCAGGAGUUUUUCCACACUCAUCUGCCAGAAGGGAGAGUUGGUGGAAGUGUUUACGUCAGCUGUAGGUAGUUGAUAAUGAGCUUGAAUAAAUGCAUUUCUAAUAUGUUGUGUCCAUUAGUUUAGUUUUCAAGCACAUUCCCUUCAUUGUAAAUGUAAGGCAUCAAAUGUGUGAAAUAUGCAUUUCAUGAAAUAUGAUACCACUGCCCACUGUUGAGUAGCAUAAUUAAUGAAACAUUGGUUGUAGAAUAAAUAUAGAGUUAAAAAAAAAAGUUAUGAAAAAUUAAACUAUGAACUUUCAGUUCAAUAUUUUAGAUUUUACCAAUGUUAGAGAGUAGUUAACUAUUUGGAAAUAUUCUUGAAAGGAAAGAUAAGUUUUGAAGUAGUCUUGAUAAUUAGCAAACCAAACAAACUUCCCACAAGUGAUGAGACACUCAUCACUGUCUGGCCAUGGAUGGCUGUCUGGUCGUGUGAUGUGCGCUGUGGUCUGUCCUCCUGAUGGUCCAGGGUUUAAGCCCUGUCUUCUGUCAUCCUCAGCCAUCCUGCAGAUGUUUAGGCUAGGAUGUAAUUAUCUUACAUUCUGAAGGAACAUCCUAGACAUGUAAAAAAAAUAGGAAAAAAUCAAAAUUCCUACAUCUUAAAGAUUGUGAACACAUUUCUCAUUUGAUUGAAAGGUUAAAUUGUGAAAUAGCAAAUAUUUAUUGUUGACUACGUUAUUUCAUGUCACUUGUUAAAAAAAUGACGAACAAAUUUUAACGAACAGAUGGAUUAGAUUGUAAAUAAAAUUGAAUCUAAACCAUUUUUUUUUCUAAAUGAUGUUCUUACGUGCUUAUGUUUGUGAAUUACAUUCUCAUUAUCCUAUCUCUCAGGUGACAUCAAAGAAAGUUUGUUUUUUCUGUUGUACUGUUUUAGUUGAAUUAACAAAUUAUUGCAGUUGAACAUAUACUUACAACUAAAAUGUUUUGUUGUUAAAAAAUAGAAAACUUGCAAUUAGCCAAAAAUUAUGUUGUUUUUUUUAUUGUAGUGUUAUUACCAAAAAUGUUGUCCAUAAUUAUCAUUCUAAUUAAAACUAGUAGCUAAAGUAUUUGCAUAUAAUUCAAACUAGGAGUUAGAAAUGUUUAUAACUUGUCUCCAAAACUUUUCAACUUAACUUUUACUAGAAAAUUAGCAUAACCUGACUUCUCUGGAUUUUUUUAUUAUAUAAUUUAAUUAGAUAUCCUGGGAUUAGGAAAAUCAAAUUAAAAAAAAAAAAGUGGGAGCCAGUAUAAUAGAGAAAUAGCAUCUGAGUUUUAAACAUUAAACAUUAUGUCUUUAAAAUUCUUGCUGGCAAUGGAAAUGUUACUUUUUUAAAUACAUUUCAGAGUUUAUUCUUCUUACAGCUUUGUUACAGUUCUACAAAAGCAUUCUCAAAAUAAUUACUUUAAAAUAGAUUUGCUUUAACCUUGAUGCAGAUGAAUUUAUGUUAUGACAUAUAUCUGAUUUUCCAAUUUGUUAAUGAAUUAGUAGUCUUAAUAUAUUUAGACCAUUUUGAUACAUAAGAAUAAGGUUACCGUUUUUAACUAAAAAAUAUUUAUAUUUUAUGUCCUACGUAUGAUGAACAUAUUUGACAUAUUUCAUAAAUACUAAGUAACCAGUAUAAGAGUCUUUAGAGAAUACAAGUGAACUCUUUUGUUGAAUCCUUUUUGCUAACAACCCAUGGAAAUACUCAGUCUAAUUCAGAAAAGUACAACCAAGUAAGAUAACAAUUCUUUUUUUUUAAGUUUCUCCUAACUAAUAUCAUCAAGUAAAUACAAACUGUCUCUUCUCUUAUGGUACAAAUUAAAUUUUACAGUAAAGUAAUUGCUUUGAUGACCUAUUAUAUUUAGUCUUAACAAGAUCAUGAAUAUGCAAGUAUCUUGUACUAUAAUUUGUAUCUAAAAUAAAAUGUGCAUAUUACAAUCAAAAUAGAGCUCAUUGAUUCUUAUCUUUGUUGGAGCUUAUCACUGACUCUUAUCUUUGUUUUAUUUAAUAAAAAAUAUUCAAUUUGCUGUUUAUAAUAUUUGUGAUAUCACUUGUGAGCAUAAAAUAAAUUUAAAAGUGAACCUUGUUGCCAAAUCAUGAAACUAUUUAUAAAUAAGAAGUUUAGAAUGGCAGCACGAAAUACAUGGAAUACAAUGUUUUAAAUGAAGGCAUUUCACCAUAUUUAAUUAACCAGUAUUCUUUCAGUAAAACCUUUGACUGUUAGUGUUGUAACUAUAUACAUAAAAUUUAAAAAAAAAUUAAAAUAUAUAUAUAUAAAGGCUUUGCUUAUUUAUUUAUAAAAUAUGUAUUUAUCUUUCAGGGAAGUAAAUAAGCAAAGCCUUUUUUUUAUUUCAAGACCUAGAUACAAUUUAGGUGUUAUACAAAGCAUUCAUGAAUCUGACCUCUAUUUUUUCUCAGUGUCUUUU